Messenger RNA from Haemonchus placei, 390 nucleotides. The record is from the annotation of a GenBank genome assembly. Lineage: Eukaryota; Metazoa; Nematoda; Chromadorea; Rhabditida; Trichostrongylidae.
AUGGUUUUAAGACCGGCAGCUCGUCGUGCAAAUCGACGCAGUGCUCUGCAAAAGUCACAGGUGGCAGCGUCGGCUACAAGCUUGGACCAGCUGAAGAGCGACACAAGCACGCUCAGGCCUGAGAAGCGUUCCAUGAGUGUACGAGAUCUGAAUGGUGAGGAGUUCGACUUCUCCAACAAGGAUUCCGUCACCAGAUGGACGUCGCAAAUUCUUGCCGAGUUGGAUUCGUUGCCAUCAAGUUGCAUCAAUUUGACGGAGUCUGACAAGAUCGAUAGCCGUCCAAUGUUUGUACGGAAAGCCGAUCAGAACGGUAUGAAUGGCAUGCAUGUGAACGAAAGCCGAAAGUUUUCUACGGUAAGCUCUCACGUUUUUUUAUUCUUCGAUGACUAG